GGUGAGCAGAGCUGGGGAAACGUUCACUUCCUCUCCUGGUGUUCCCCUGCCUCUCCUUGGCUCUCCCAGGGCCAAUGCCUGAAGGCGGCUGGAGAGGUCAUAUGCCUGUGCAGCAUGCCGGAGGUGGGGGCUGGGAUUUCAAGGGACCCGCAGGCCCUGCGUCAGCGCCGCUGUGAGCUUCAAAACCCGGUGCCGAGGCGGUUGGGGAGGAAGUGGGCGCUUGAGCCCGGCACCAUGUCGGAGCUGCAGCAGCUGCAGCAGUGUGACAUCCCAGCAGCCAGGCAGGUCCUGCGCGACAACCACUGCAAUCUCCACCGGGUCGCUGACUACUGUGAGAGCAACUAUGUGCAGGCGAGUGAUAAGCAGAAGGCGCUGGAGGAGACAAUGGCAUUUAGCACUCAGUCCCUGGCCAGCGUAGCGUACCAGGUCAGCAGCCUGGCCACCACUUUUCUCCAGCUGCUAGACCUGCAGGUGGCCGAGCUGCAGAAGGUGGAGGCCAACAUCAGCUGCGUGGCUCAGAGGAUUGACAUGCACAAGGAGAAAGUUUCUCGACGGGAGAUUGGGUCAUUGACCAUCAGCAAGAGGUUUCCAGCCCACCAGAAGAUCAUAUCACCUCCUGGCCCACCCUGCCUGGAGCCCUACUACAGGAAACCCCUCAACUUUAGCAUCCUGGAUGACAUUGGUCAUGGCAUAAAGGACCACAGCACCCAGCUCUCCCGCACAGGCACCCUGGCUCGGAAAGGGGUUAAGUCAGCCACACAGUCUGCAGGCACCCUGGGGAGGAGCACCCGUGUCCCUGAGCCCAUACAGCCACCUGUGGUUCCUCCGGGAAAGCUCUCCACAGCCUCGUCCACCUCUUCUCUGACAUCGGUCAGCUCAACUGGAGCCCUGGGAGACACUGGUGAAGGCAUCCCUGCAGCACCACCGCUCCCGUCCCUCCCAGGGCCACCUCCCCUGGUUGCAGCCACUGUCCUGCCACCCUUACCUCUCCCCACAGACCUACCCCCCCCCACCGCUGGGGGACUUGGCCUUGCCCUCACUGGACAUCAUCCCCCCAGCCCUUUUUCCCCCAUUGCUUUUUUGGGGGGGGGAUUUGCAGUUUCUGAUAACCUCAAGCCACCGCUGCUGCCACCACCAGCUUUGCCUGACUUUGAGGAUUUCACCCCACCACUGCCGCCAGAUGUGGAGGAGCCCCCCUGGGUCCCAGCGAGCUACCUGGAGAAAGUGGUGACCCUCUAUCCCUAUGCACAGCAGAAAGACAACGAGCUCUCCUUCCAGCCCGGGGCCCUCAUCUACGUCACGCGGAGGUACUCGGAUGGAUGGUGUGAGGGCAUCAUGGGCGAGGAAGUAGGUUUCUUCCCUGGCAAUUAUGUGGAGCCCUUCUGAGUGCCAGGGGUAUGCACCCUCUGCACCCCCAGCCCCUGAUCACCCACCCAGCUCAGCUGCAUCCACUCAUGCUCAGGCUCCAAGAGAUGGGGAGGGCUCUGCUAUGCCGUUGAAUUUUGGCUUUGCACACAUGGUGUUCUGCACAACUCAAAGCUUUUGCUGCAGCAUGGCAACGGCAGCCAUGCUAGGGCUCCAUCUCAGAUGCUGCUACCCUCACUGCUGCACCCUGGCAGCCUCCAGCACCAAGCGCAUCCCCACUGCCUGCUCCCUGCAGCUCUCUCACCCAUGUUUUAUUUUUUAAUUACACCAGAAAUCACUGCUGAUAAUGUGGUGAAGGUUCAGCACUAGGGCAACUCAGCUGUCCCUCAUGCUGCCUGAAACGUGGAGGGCAGCAAGCCUGAAAUCCCUUGGACUAGCCCUGGUGAUGCUCCUGGCCCUUUGGGAGGCCCCAGGGUAUAGCAGAACCAAAGCUCAGAAAUCAUGAAUGAUCAUGGGUGCAAGGAGGAGAGAAGCACUCUAGCAGUAACCCCAAGGAAAAUGCUCGUUGUGCCCAGCUGCUUGAGUAACGGAGAGAGGGCAGGGGGGGCAGCAGCCGAGCCAAAAGAGGCCCAAUCUGCAGAACACGAUUUGUAACCCAGCCCCAUUCCCCCCAUCCCUGCCCCCCAUCCCCCCCACCCCCCUUCUGCCUCCUUCAGCAGCCCAAGGAAGAGAAAUGCCAUGUACAUGCACCUCACAGCCAUUUCACACCCAGGUGUACGUUCUGGAUAAAAAUAAACUGUGUAU
Cygnus olor (mute swan) is the source of this 2169-nucleotide messenger RNA. It is a transcript of the gene ABI3, whose product is annotated as ABI family member 3. The coding region runs from base 115 to 1386 and encodes 423 amino acids. Gene Ontology annotation, cellular component: lamellipodium. Lineage: Eukaryota; Metazoa; Chordata; Aves; Anseriformes; Anatidae. The transcript has 8 exons. The record is from RefSeq and is a predicted model, not a curated record. Gene Ontology annotation, biological process: regulation of cell migration. Gene Ontology annotation, molecular function: SH3 domain binding.